CCGAACUGAACGGCUUCGAUUAAAAAAUAAUAAGUUUAAAUGUUUUUCACCUGCAAGCAAAGAAGCUAUUGCAGAAAUAUUUAAAUCAAUUUAUAGUAUAGACUCUACAUUAAAAGUCGAAGAAACUACACAAGCGCAAAUACGCCGCCAUCCUGCAUUAGUCAAGUUUAUGGAAACUCAUUGCCAAAUGCGUACUUAUAGUUUCCAGGUAAAAAAGUGCAACAAUCCUUCUUGCUUAUAUUGCAAACCAAUCCGUCUUCCACCACAUGAAUUUCGUAAUUUGAGCUUUCUUCCAGAUCCGAUUCUAUCAAAAGAAAAUGCGGACCACUAUGCAGCUUUUCAACAAGUUUAUGGUACUAAAACUACAGAAGAAUUUAGGCCAACAUAUAUUGCGAAAUCAGAGUCAAUUCCAAAAUAUAUUCUAGUUGCUGAAAAAAUCCGAGAUUACAUUAAUUGUGAAAAUUGCCGAAAACGUCGUUGUGUAUAUAGUAACAAGUCUUUAACUGAUGAUGAACAGCGGGAUUACCAACAAGCAUUAGAGUCGUAUUCAUAUUCUUGUGGCGCACCGGUUUUUCCUGAUGAUCAUUAUUUGAUAGAAGUAAUAUUCGUACGUACACAGAUUAAUUGUGACUCACCUAUUGAAAUAUUGUACUAUUCAAGUCGUAAAGCAGGAAAUUAUCCGAUUUGUUAUUACUGUGGAAGUAGAGACGGUUUGGUAACCCCUUCUCAAUCAUUGAAAGAACAGUUCAAGCAAAUUUAUCCGUUAUGUGAAUACUGUCAAAAAAAUCAAAAAGAUUUUCAUACAAAGGGAACGAUUAAAACUAACAAUAAGGCUGCGAAACAUCCUAAUGAAUAA
Molecule: messenger RNA, 856 nt
Organism: Racocetra persica
Lineage: Eukaryota; Fungi; Glomeromycota; Glomeromycetes; Diversisporales; Gigasporaceae
Source: the annotation of a GenBank genome assembly